AUGCUCCUGAAGUUUGUCUCCCUGCUGCUGGCCGCGGAGCUGCACCUCGCCCUGGCCCAGCCGCCGCCGCCGCCGCCUCCGGUGGCACCUGCCGACGACGAAGCGCCGCCGCCGCCCCCCGGCGCCCCGCGGCCGCCCCGGCCCGGCCCUGCCCCCGGACCUCCCCGCCGCCCCCCGCCGCCCCGCGGGGCCAGCGGCGUCGUGCGGCGCCUCGACCCGACCUACGCGGGGGGCGGCAAGGCGGGGUACGUCCUCUACGCCGGCGGGCAGCGCUUCCUCCUCGACCUGGAGCGCGACCCGGCGGCGGCGGCGGCGGCCGGCGGGCCGGCGCGCUGCUACUACCGCGGCACGGUGGACGGCAGCCCCCGCUCGCUGGCCGUCUUCAACCUCUGCGGCGGGCUCGACGGCUACUUCGCCGUGCGCCGCGCCCGCUACACCGUGCGGCCGGCGCGGCCGCGCCGCUCCGCGCCCGCGCCCGUCCCCCCGCGCAUCUACGGCGAGGGCCCGGACCGCGCCCCGCACCUCUUCCGCCGCCACCGCUUCAGCUUCGAGACGGUGCCGGCGCGGCCCAGCUGCGGCACCCGCGACCCGGCGCGGCCCCAGGCGGCGGCGGCGGCGCGGGGCGGCCCGUCGGAGCGGCGGCGGCGGCGGCGGCGGCGCUCGGUCUCGCGGGCCCGGCAGGUGGAGCUGCUGCUGGUGGCCGACGCCUCCAUGGGGCGGCAGUACGGCAAGGGGCUGCAGCACUACCUGCUCACGCUGGCCACCAUCGCCUCGCGGCUCUACGCCCACGCCAGCCUGGAGAACCACGUGCGGCUGGCCGUGGUGAAGGUGGUGGCGCUGGGCGAGAAGGACAAGGGGCUGGAGGUCACCAGGAACGCCGCCGCCACCCUCAAGAACUUUUGCAAGUGGCAGCACCAGCACAACCGCCUUGACGAUGACCACGACGAGCACUACGACGCCGCCAUCCUCUUCACCCGUGAGGAUUUAUGUGGGCAUCAUUCAUGUGAUACUCUGGGAAUGGCAGACGUUGGGACCAUAUGCUCUCCUGAGCGCAGCUGUGCAGUGAUUGAAGAUGACGGCCUCCAUGCAGCUUUUACAGUGGCUCACGAAAUUGGACACUUGCUUGGACUUUCCCAUGACGACUCCAAAUUUUGUGAGGAGAAUUUUGGCUCCAUGGAAGACAGGCGCUUGAUGUCCUCCAUUCUCACUAGCAUUGAUGCUUCCAAACCCUGGUCAAAAUGCACUUCAGCCACUAUAACAGAAUUUUUCGAUGAUGGUCAUGGCAACUGUUUGCUGGACCAACCAAGAAAGCAGAUCUUGGGCCCCGAGGAGCUUCCAGGACAAACUUACGAUGCCAUUCGUCAGUGCAAACUGGCAUUCGGACCCGAAUACACCGUGUGUCCUGGUAUGGAUGUGUGCUCUCGCCUGUGGUGUGCAGUUGUUCGCCAGGGUCAGAUGGUCUGUCUCACUAAGAAGCUGCCUGCUGUGGAGGGGACACCAUGUGGAAAAGGGAGGAUCUGCCUCCAGGGAAAAUGUGUUGACAAAACCAAGAAGAAAUAUUACUCGGCUUCAAACCAUGGUAACUGGGGGUCCUGGGGACCUUGGGGACAAUGUUCCCGUACCUGUGGUGGAGGAGUUCAGUUUGCUUAUCGUCACUGCAACAACCCAGCUCCCAGAAACAACGGCAGGUACUGCACUGGCAAAAGGGCCAUCUAUCGCUCCUGCAACAUCACACCUUGUCCAGCAAAUGCUAAGUCUUUUCGACAAGAGCAAUGUGAAGCAAGGAAUGGCUAUCAGUCUGAUGCAAAGGGUGUCAAAACAUUUGUUGAAUGGGUCCCCAAGUACGCUGGAGUACUUCCUGGAGAUGUCUGCAAGCUCACCUGCCGAGCCAAAGGAACUGGCUAUUAUGUGGUAUUUUCUCAAAAGGUAACUGAUGGAACUGAAUGCAGGCCGUACAGUAAUUCAGUCUGUGUCCGGGGAAAAUGCAUCCGAACGGGCUGUGAUGGCAUCAUCGGUUCAAAGCUCCAAUAUGAUAAGUGUGGUGUUUGUGGAGGAGACAAUUCCAGCUGCACAAAAGUCAUGGGAACCUUUACCAAAAAGAGUAAGGGCUACACAGACAUAGUGAAAAUCCCAGAAGGGGCAACUCACAUCAAAGUUCGACAGUUCAAGAUUAAGGACCAGAGCAGGUUCACUGCCUACCUGGCCCUGAAAAAGAAAAAUGGUGAGUACCUUGUAAAUGGAAAAUAUAUGAUCUCCACUUCAGAAACAAUCAUUGACAUCAAUGGGACUGUCAUGAACUAUAGCGGCUGGAGUCACAAAGACGAUUUCUUGCAUGCAAUGGGACAUUCUGCCACAAAAGAGAUUCUUAUUGUGCAGAUACUUGCAACUGAUCCAACUCAACCAGUGGAUGUCCGUUAUAGUUUCUUUGUGCCAAAGAAGCAAGGGCAAAUGACUAACUCUGUCACCAGCAAUAGCAGCACCAACAAAGUAACUCCACAGCUCAUGCAGCCGCGGUGGGUUACUGGACCAUGGCUUUCUUGUUCUCGAACAUGCGACACAGGAUGGCACACCAGGACUGUCCAAUGCAAAGACGGGCAUGGAAAAUUAGCUAAAGGAUGUCUCCUGUCACAGAGACCAUCAGCAUUUAAACAGUGCUUGCUAAAAAAGUGUUAACCUGUGGUUGUGAUCUUCUUUAAAAGAGGUUUGAUUAAGCCAUUGUUGACAUACUGGUAUUAGGUCUGCCCAGUCAGAGAGAAGCCAAGGCUUCAAUGUACUUACAUACAGUCUCAAAUUAUGGGCAGAAUCUGCCUAUUUGGACCAAAUGAAGAUGUGCACUGCUUUAAAUAAUAGUAGGGUGAUCUUGAUAUGUCAAAAAACUAAGCAUUAAAGUUACAAGCCCUCAGUGUCUGCAAAAAUAUAAAGCAAAGAAAAAAAAGAAGAAAAACUAAUGAAUGGAGGAUCCUGGGAUAUUUGAAGGUUACAGAAUCAUCUCCCCUUUUUCACCUACCUCUAAUACAGUAUGUCUUUAGAAAGCGCCACACGUAUCCAUGAUACCACAGUAGCUUAUUUUAUACUGUUUUGUAAAUAUCUUUCAUUUGGUAUGUCACUUUAUAUCACUGGUUCUAUUAAAAAAAUCAAAAAACAAACUAUAUAAGCAAAAUGAUUGACCAAAGUAUAUCUGCAGCCAUUGGACUUGGUCCGUUCUUCAGAAAUGGCUGCAGAUGUUUUACUGGAAAAUGAAAAGCUUGCUGCUGUUUUUAAAAAGUAAUACUUUUUCUGGUUUUUGACAACAGGAAGUGCAUUUACAUUCUAGGAAUUUCCUGACAGCAGAUCAUAAUUCUAUGACAGUGUGUUUCCACCAAGAAAUUUUCAAAAGGAGCAUUGCAACACCUCUGGGCCAGGGAUCCCCGUGUGUACAUUGCUCAAAAAAACAGCACCAUCAGCAACUUCUCACUAUGUGUACGUCAGACAUACACAGGAGAAGGCUUUUGGCUGCUUGGAAGGAAUUUGUUUACACGUUGUUCGUGUAAACCUUUAACGUCUUUCUGGGCAUGUCACAGCUUGGGGACCUUGUUGUAGAUGAGCAAUAGCUGCUAGCUCCUUCUUUCCACAGAACAAAGGCAUACUGUAUUUUGUAGAAACAAGUUAGAGAACCAAAAAUUACAGAUAAGAUAACCAAGUGUCUUCUAACUCAGAUAUUCUGAGACUGUGUUCAACUGCUUUCUCUGUUAUUUUCUCUAUGGCUUCCACCUUGAAUCUAACAGUGUAUAAUCCACCUCCAUCUUUUGAAGAGGCUAUAAAGGUCAAAAAACACAGCAAGCGGUUAAUAUUCUGUCACUGUUUUGUCCAUCAUGUCAACAUGGUAUUCAUCUUACCAGCAGCUGUUUGUAACUAUUUGUCUUUCAGGAGUCUUUUUGUUUGUUUGUUUUUGUUUUUUUGUUUUUUUAAGCUGUAGAAGUCAUUCAUGUUUUGUAUAUCUACCACAUACGGGAGGACCAGGGGUCGCUAGGAAGUCAAACCACAUCAGGAUGUGGAGGACUUACCCAAUAUCAAUAAGACUGUUUCCACAGUACAGGCAGUAGCUGGGAACAAUUUUUUUUGGCAGCAACUUCUGAAUCCCAUUAUUGCUGGUGGAAGAUCAGUCACUGAGGAAGGGCAACUUACCAUAUUCAGGUAACAGGUGGAAGCCUGAUAGGAACCCUACCAAAACUGCUUCCUCUUAUUUCAGCAGGUUUUGAAUUAAGCCCUAGAAUAACAGGUAUUGAAAAAAAAUGUGUAUAACAUGCUGCUGAAAAUACAAACCUGUAUUUUAUUCCCCAGAUCAUCCACGUAUGAGAAUAUGAGGCUGUAGGAGGAUUUUCAGAUAAACCUCGCAGCUGCAAGUCAGGGGUACAUGAGCACUGAACAUCCCCAAGGUCUUUACAAAAAUCUCAGUUAUGUAGUCAGUAAAGAACUUGUUGGUUUUGUGUAGCAAAAAAGGGCAGAUUUCACUCCAGGCUGACACAAACAUGUUUUUGCAAGUGUGGUGUGUUUGUAUGAACUCUAGAAAGCAUGUGAUGAUUUCAAAAUAGCAGAGCAUUGCUACAUCUUCAAGGGUGAAACCUGGAGAAGUAUCUAUUUUUGUACUCUAUUCUAAGCAAACAAUAAUAGGGUCAGGCCCUCCUAGUUUGUCAAAAUGAAUUACGAAGGAAUGUUACUAUUGAUCUUUAGAUUACACAAACAGUAUGCCUUCUUGUCAGCUGUAGACCUAUGCAAAACUGUGGAUCUUGAGGAAGUUUCCCCGGUUAGUCACUGAUCACACCCUUGCAACUCAGAUAAGGCUCUGGAUAUUUGCAGAGUUUCAAAAAGUUAGAAUUUUUCCCUUCUCUGCCUAUUAACAUAGGUGUCUUAUUGUUAGUGUCUUAUUUUCCUUCCCAGCAAUCUGAUUUUUAUACUUAAAUAUAUAUUACACAUGUUCUUAAACCUCUCAAAAUUUCAUAGCACAGAGAACCAUCAUGAGAGGAAAAAUAAGGACAUUUAAUGUUUACUCAUAGACUUAACAUUUGUCUGAGCAUAUAACUGCUGUAUUAAGUGGCAUUUAUUUUACCUACAUUUUAGCAUUCUAGAGACAAAAUGUGCAAGUAUUUGCGUUUGCAUCAUAGUUAUAAUUUAUUAUGUAUUCAACAGGAUGAGUAAAGUUUUUGGAUGUAAUUCAGGCUCCAGAAGAUUAAUACCAUAAACGGGUAUAAAUUUAAAGCUUUCUUAGGUGAAGAGUAUCUUUUUCAUAGAAAGUUUAUUUAUAAGAAGUAAAGAAAUAUGAAAAUAAACCACUACAGUGAUUUUUUUUCCCCUUUUCACCAAUGCGGUUAUGGAGCACAUUAACAUGAGUACAAAGAAGUUUAUAUGGUAAAAGGGCAAAAGGGGCAGAGCAACAAAAGCAACCAUAAAAGUAGACAGUAAAUUAAGCCAGUGUGCUCUAUUUUACACUUGCUAUUUAGCUGUUUUCUGUAAAAAAAAAAAGAAAAAAAAAAAAAAGAACUCUAAUUCCAAGCCCGGUCAUUCAGAGCUGUUUUGUGUAACUGCUGAAUGAAAAGUUAGUGCACGGUGUGCAACUUUGUCCUUGCAGCUUGUGUUCUGAAGUCGAUGCCUCGUUACUGUAACGUCACUGUUUACUUUAGCACCACGGGUUGCCAAACAGGAUUCAUAAAAUGCUUCUAGGGGAUAGCAACACUAUUCAAGCAGCCCGCAGGAUUGCUCUUUGCAUGGAAGUAAAUCACCAGCAGUGUUAGAUUCACUGCUUGAUGCUUUGAGAGGCAUCUCCAAUGCCUUGAGUGGAGUCGGACCCACUAGCGUUAGUGUUUUGUAGAGCAUCUGCCGCUCAGAUCAGGUGUUCUUGUUCAGAGAAGCCUAUCAUCUUUGGUUUGGCUGUAGAAAAGCUAUUAAAUUUAGCUGCCCUCCUGUGGAAACAGUUUUAUCACAAGGGGGGAGAGGGAGUAAUCUUGUGGAUUGAUCACAAAUGUUAAAAAAAAAAAAAAAAAAAAAAAAAAAAAGCAA
Molecule: messenger RNA, 6033 nt
Organism: Rhea pennata
Lineage: Eukaryota; Metazoa; Chordata; Aves; Rheiformes; Rheidae
Gene: ADAMTS5
Product: ADAM metallopeptidase with thrombospondin type 1 motif 5
Exons: 8
Coding region: 1-2673 (890 amino acids)
Biological process (GO): extracellular matrix organization; proteolysis
Cellular component (GO): extracellular matrix
Molecular function (GO): metalloendopeptidase activity
Source: RefSeq, a predicted model, not a curated record